Molecule: messenger RNA, 1719 nt
Organism: Talaromyces proteolyticus
Lineage: Eukaryota; Fungi; Ascomycota; Eurotiomycetes; Eurotiales; Trichocomaceae
Product: steroid monooxygenase
Exons: 4
Coding region: 1-1719 (572 amino acids)
Molecular function (GO): flavin adenine dinucleotide binding; NADP binding; N,N-dimethylaniline monooxygenase activity
Source: RefSeq, a predicted model, not a curated record
AUGGAGGACCGCCCCCGAGUAUACGGUUGGCCGACUAGUAAGAAUGGUUACACGAUCCAGGAGGUUCCUUCAGGCACAAAGAGGUUCAGGAAGGCAAUUGUCAUAGGGGCAGGAGCUUCUGGCCUCAGCUUUGCCAAGUUUCAACAGGAAAGAAUGAUUGAUUUCGAAUGCGUAAUUUACGAAAAAAACGAUGAAGUAUCAGGGACAUGGACCGAAAACCGCUAUCCUGGAUGCGCCUGCGAUAUUCCCUCAGUGACUUACCAGUACCCGUGGGAACUGAAGAUCUGGUCGAGGUUUUAUGCCUACGCACCUGAGAUUCUGGAGUAUUUUAAGCACGUCGCAGAUAAACACGGUCUGCGAAAAUUUAUCAAACUUCAACACGAAGUCAUACAUGCCCAAUGGGAUAAUCAAUCCGGUAAGUGGUGUGUCAAGGUUCGAAACCUGACAGACGGGACCGAGUUUGAUGAUACGGCUGACGUCCUCGUCAAUGCCUCUGGUAUCUUUAACUACUGGCAAUGGCCGAACAUAAAAGGCCGCAAGGAUUUCAAAGGGAUUGUCGUACACUCUGCCAAUUAUCCCACAGAUCUUGAUCUUGCAGGCAAACGAGUUGCCGUUGUUGGUACUGGGGCGAGCGGGCUGCAGCUGACAGCAGCCCUUCAACCGGUUGUCUCUCACUUGUAUACCUGGAUUAGAAGCGGAACUUGGAUCACAUCCAGCUUCGGAUCUACCUUUGCGGGUCCUGACGGUGGAAACUUCCAGUACAGCAAGGAGCAGAAAGAGAAGUUUAUCCAUAAGCCAGAUGUCUAUCUAAAAUACAUUAAGGACGUCGAGAAGUCACUAAGCGACCCGCUUGCCGUUCUCAAAAACACCCCUAUUACCCAUUAUGCCCAGGAGUUUUCCCUGAGCCUCAUGAAGGAUAAGUUGCGUGACCACCCAGAUCUGCUAGAGGCUUUAACACCAACCACCUUCCCAGUUGGAUGUAAGCGAAGAACGCCUGGAAAUGGAUAUCUGGAGGCUAUUACGCAAUCGAAUGUGACAACAUAUUGCAAAGCCUCGCUAGAUGAGUUGACAGAGGAAGGGUUUAUUGAUCCUAACGGCAAUAAGGUUGAAAUCGAUGCGAUCGUCUUCGCUACAGGUUUCAACACGACAUGGGUUCCGCGAUUUCCUAUUAUUGCUAAUGGUAAAAAUCUUCAGGAUAUUUAUGCAGAGAACGCGCUCUCGUAUAUGGGUGUGGCUGCCCCUUAUAUGCCAAACUAUUUCACCUUCUACGGACCAUACUCCCCUAUCGGACAGUCCAGCGUCCUUCCUAUGAUGGAUGUAUUCUCCCGGUGGAUUCUCCAGAUGAUUGAGAAAAUGCAGAUCGAGGACAUUAAGUCUUUAACUCCGAAAAAGACUGUUAUUGAAGAUUAUGGAGAGCAUACAAAAUUGUUAAUCAAACGCUUUGUGUGGGAUGCUCCAUGCCGCAGUUGGAUGAAGGCUGGGUCCAUAGAAACCCCUCCAAGCUCUUAUGCGGGAACCAGGACCCAAGUUAUGGAGCUUCUCGCACAGCCGCGAUUUGAAGACUUCGAUAUUGAAUACAAGAAUCAGAACCGGUGGCAGUGGCUGGGCAAUGGUUUCUCUAUUCAUGAUGUAGACGGCAGUGAUAAUACUUGGUUUUGGGGAACGCUGAAAGAGUCAAUUGUGGCUAAGGCCAGCAGUGAACAGAAGAACGGAUUUUAA